Messenger RNA from Saccostrea echinata, 1667 nucleotides. RefSeq names its product lens fiber major intrinsic protein-like. Gene Ontology annotation, molecular function: water channel activity. Lineage: Eukaryota; Metazoa; Mollusca; Bivalvia; Ostreida; Ostreidae. The transcript has 3 exons. Gene Ontology annotation, biological process: transmembrane transport. Bases 315 to 1166 code for a protein of 283 amino acids. The record is from RefSeq and is a predicted model, not a curated record. Gene Ontology annotation, cellular component: plasma membrane.
AAAUGACCGUUUAUUGCUGUUGGAUGAGAGAAUCCAUUCAUCUGGAGUUUGUCACUAUCGUUUACGACGCCGUUCGCUGGAGAAUAAUUUGAUGGGAUAAUUGAAUACCGAAAUUGCUGGAUUUCUGAAACAGUCAAAUCACCCAUCAAGUAUGGAAGGGAGGUUUGGAUGUCUUUUAAAAAAAUAAGAAUAGAAGUUAUGAAUUGAACAAGCUUGUGCAGCAUUAAGUGAUGUACAAAAUAUAUUGGUAAUUUUAUUUGCAGACUACGUUCCUGUAAUGAAACAUUCUGUUGGGUUCUUUAAGUUUGAGAGCAAUGAAGCUGAAAGAAUAUCUGAUGAGAGUAAAAGAAGAAAUAAAAGAACGACAUUUUUGGAAAAGUGUUCGUUGUGAGUUUUUUGGUACUUUGCUCUAUGUAUUGUUUGGAUGUGCAGCAACGGUUACUUGGAACGCAGACAACCAUGAUCCCCACAAGAUAAUCCGGAUUAGUCUCAGUUUUGGAUUCAUUGAAUAUAUUCUGGUUUCUUCUGUUAGUCAUGCCAGUGGAUCACAAUUUAAUCCAGUUAUUACAAUAUCUAUGCUUUGCACUAAAUACAUAACUUUCUUCAGAGCAACUUGUUACAUUUUUGUGCAACUUAUCGCGGGAAUUAUAUCGUCUGCUAUUAUAUAUGGAUUGGUACCCGAGUAUUCGCGAGAUCAUUUUGGAAUCAAUGUUCUUAAUCCAGAUGUUUCUCGAGGACAAGCGUUUGGAAUUGAAUUUCUAGGAACGUUUUUGUUUGUUUUUGCAUAUUUUUCUUCACUGAGGAAGAAAAACGAAAAACUGAUGCCAAAAGCUCUUCCGUGUGGCGUUUCUAUAGCGUCUGCUCACCUUUUUACGACUGAAGCCACUGGAUGUGGUAUCAAUCCCGCGAGGACCCUAGCUCCAGCAAUUUUCCAUAAUGCAUGGUCUAAUCAUUGGAUAUUUUGGAUUGGGCCGAUUCUUGGUGGCAUCAUCGGUGCAUUUACUUUCGAGUACACUCGAGAUUGUUCGAUACAACUGAGGAAUCCGCAGAAUGAGGUCUCAAACCAACUCGUGUACAGUCUUGGAAACAAAGACGACGCUGCCAGCAAUUUUUCGCUCAAUACUGAAGUUCCGGGAGAACCGAAUGAGAUUAUAGACGAACUGUAGAAAAAAAAAUUGUUAAGACAGAAUAUGUGAAAGAAAAAUCUUUUGUCAGUAUUAUGUUCUCGUACUUUAUUUUCUUAUCCAUCCAAACUUCGACGAGAUAGACUGUCAGUCUAUACGCUUUUGUUGACUUGAAUUCAAAAUUGAUGACUUUGAACUAUUAUAGGUUUUGAGGUCGCACAGUUCCAAACUUUGUUGUAUAGUUUUCAUCAUUAUUCACAAAUAUCAUACUCACAUUGUCGACCCACAAAAUAAUCGUUGGGUUCUACAAAUACACUAAUAAUCACACAGUCCCAUUUUAUUUUCGCCCCUUUCGCCCUCUCCGCAAGUGGGCGAAUUUUAGAGCUUGGCGAAUUCAAAGAAGGCAAAGUGAAUCAUUUAAAACAACUAUGUCUUGGCAAAGUCAAAACGGGGCAAAAUUGUUUUGCUAGUAUGAGAGGGCGAAAAUAACCUUAUAUACAGUAUGUCCUUCGCCAUGUGAACGGGAAAUUUUUUUUACUCUGA